Molecule: messenger RNA, 3523 nt
Organism: Hippopotamus amphibius kiboko
Lineage: Eukaryota; Metazoa; Chordata; Mammalia; Artiodactyla; Hippopotamidae
Gene: MEGF11
Product: multiple EGF like domains 11
Exons: 26
Coding region: 98-3523 (1141 amino acids)
Molecular function (GO): protein binding
Source: RefSeq, a predicted model, not a curated record
GGCUCCUGGCCCGGCGCUCCGGCGCGGCUCGGGCUUGGGAAGACAGGACCGUGACUGGCCGGCUGAGCUCCGGGCGGGCCGCGAAGCAGGGCCCAGGAUGGCGCUCUCAGUGGCAGGGCUCCUUGUCUGCUCCCUCGUGCAAACCAUCCUCUCCCUCAACCCCGAGGACCCCAACGUGUGCAGCCACUGGGAGAGCUAUGCUGUGACUGUCCAGGAAUCAUACGCACACCCCUUUGAUCAGAUCUACUACACACGAUGCACAGACAUCCUCAACUGGUUCAAAUGCACCAGGCACCGAAUCAGUUAUAAGACGGCGUAUCGGCGUGGGCUCCGGACCAUGUACCGGCGGAGGUCCCAGUGCUGUCCUGGCUACUAUGAGAACGGAGACUUCUGCAUACCCCUGUGUACGGAGGAGUGUGUGCACGGCCGCUGUGUUUCCCCGGACACCUGCCACUGUGAGCCCGGCUGGGGAGGGCCUGACUGCUCCAGCGGCUGCGACAGCGACCACUGGGGCCCGCAUUGCAGCAACCGAUGCCAGUGCCAAAACGGGGCCCUGUGCAAUCCCAUCACCGGCGCCUGCGUGUGCGCUGCCGGCUUCCGCGGCUGGCGCUGCGAGGAGCUCUGCGCGCCGGGCACCCACGGCAAGGGCUGCCAGCUGCCGUGCCAGUGCCGCCACGGCGCCAGCUGCGACCCCCGCACCGGCGAGUGCCUCUGCGCGCCCGGCUACACCGGCGUCUACUGCGAGGAGCUCUGCCCACCUGGGAGCCACGGGGCUCACUGUGAGCUGCGCUGCCCCUGCCAGAAUGGGGGUACCUGCCACCACAUCACUGGCGAGUGUGCCUGCCCCCCAGGCUGGAUGGGAGCAGUGUGUGCCCAACCCUGCCCACCAGGGACAUUCGGCCAGAACUGCAGCCAGGACUGUCCUUGCCACCACGGAGGGCAGUGUGACCACGUGACUGGGCAGUGCCACUGCGCAGCCGGAUACAUGGGGGACAGGUGCCAAGAGGAAUGCCCCUUGGGCACCUUCGGCUUCCAGUGCUCACAGCGCUGUGACUGCCACAACGGGGGCCGGUGUUCGCCCACCACCGGCGCCUGCGAGUGUGAAGCUGGCUACAAAGGCCCGCGCUGCCAGGAGCGGCUGUGCCCCGAGGGCCUACACGGCCCUGGCUGCAGCGCGCCCUGCCCCUGCGAUGCCGACAGCACCAUCAGCUGCCACCCAGUAACUGGAGCUUGCACCUGCCAGCCGGGAUGGUCUGGCCACCACUGCAAUGAGUCCUGCCCUGCUGGCUACUACGGCGAUGGCUGCCAGCUGCCUUGCACCUGUCAGAAUGGCGCCGACUGCCACAGCAUCACUGGGAGCUGCGCUUGUGCCCCAGGCUUCAUGGGGGAGGUGUGUGCAGUUCCCUGUGCAGCAGGGACCUACGGCCCCAACUGCUCGUCCGUCUGUAGCUGUAACAAUGGUGGCACCUGCUCUCCAGUAGACGGCUCCUGCACCUGCAAGGAGGGGUGGCAGGGUCUCGACUGCACCCUGCCGUGUCCCAGAGGGACGUGGGGCCUGAACUGCAACGAGAGCUGCGCCUGUGCCAAUGGGGCGGCCUGCAGCCCUACAGAUGGCUCCUGCUCCUGCGCCCCCGGCUGGCUGGGGGACACCUGUGAACUGCCCUGCCCGGACGGCACAUUUGGGCUGAACUGCAGUGAGCGCUGUGACUGCAGCCACGCUGAUGGCUGUGAUCCCGUCACAGGCCACUGCUGCUGCCUGGCCGGAUGGACAGGCAUCCACUGUGACAGCACAUGCCCGCCCGGUCGCUGGGGCCCCAACUGCUCUGUGUCCUGCAGCUGUGAGAACGGCGGCUCCUGCUCCCCAGAGGAUGGGAGCUGCGAGUGUGCCCCGGGCUUCCGAGGACCCUUAUGCCAGAGAAUCUGCGCCCCUGGGUUCUAUGGCCACGGCUGCGGCCAGCCAUGCCCCCUCUGCGUGCACAGCCGUGGGCCCUGCCACCACGUCAGCGGCAUCUGUGAGUGCCUCCCUGGAUUCUCCGGAGCCCUCUGCAACCAAGUGUGUGCUGGAGGGCACUUUGGGCAGGACUGUGCCCAACUCUGCUCCUGUGCCAACAACGGGACCUGCAGCCCCAUAGAUGGUUCCUGCCAGUGCUUCCCUGGAUGGAUUGGCAAGGACUGCUCACAGGCUUGCCCACCUGGGUUCUGGGGCCCCGCCUGCUUCCACACAUGCAGCUGCCACAACGGGGCGAGCUGUAGCGCUGAGGAUGGGGCCUGCCACUGCACCCCUGGUUGGAUCGGACUCUUCUGCACGCAGCGCUGCCCAGCAGCGUUUUAUGGGAAGGACUGCGGGCGUGUGUGCCAGUGUCAGAACGGCGCCAGCUGUGACCACAUCAGCGGCAAGUGCACCUGCCGCACGGGCUUCACCGGGCGACACUGUGAGCAGAGAUGUGCCCCAGGAACCUUUGGCUACGGGUGUCAGCAGCUGUGUGAGUGCAUGAACAACGCCACCUGUGACCACGUCACAGGCACCUGUUAUUGCAGCUCUGGAUUCAAAGGGAUCAGGUGUGACCAAGCUGCCCUCAUGAUGGAGGAGCUGAACCCCUACACCAAGAUCAGCCCAGCACUGGGUGCAGGGCGGCACUCGGUGGGUGCUGUCACAGGCAUCGUCCUCCUGUUGUUCCUCAUUGCGGUGCUGCUGGGCCUGUUUGCCUGGCGGCGGCGGCGGCAGCAAAAAGAGAAGGGCCGAGACCUGGCUCCCCGCGUCUCCUACACACCUGCCAUGAGGAUGACCAGCACAGACUAUUCCCUCUCAGAUUUGUCUCAAAGUAGCAGCCAUGCCCAGUGCUUUUCCAAUUCCAGCUACCACGCACUGGCGUGCGGGGGGCCUGCCACCAGCCAGGCCAGCACUCUGGACAGGAACAGCCCCACCAAGCUCAGUAACAAGUCCCUUGACAGAGACAUGGCAGGCUGGACCCCCUACAGCUAUGUGAACGUGUUAGACUCCCAUUUCCAGAUCAGUGCCCUGGAGGCCAGGUACCCGCCCGAGGACUUCUACAUUGAACUUAGACACCUCAGCCGCCCCGCUGAGCUACACUCACCAGGUGCUUGUGGAAUGGAUAGACGUCAGAACACAUACAUUAUGGACAAAAGCUUCAAAGAUUACAUGAAAGAAUCCGUAUGCAGUUCUAGCACUUGUUCCUUGAAUAGCAGUGAAAACCCUUAUGCCACAAUUAAGGACCCACCCAUCCUCACCUGCAAGCUUCCAGAAAGCAGCUAUGUAGAAAUGAAGUCGCCUGUGCACAGGGGGUCUCCAUACACAGAUGUGCCAUCCUUGUCGACAUCUAAUAAAAAUAUAUAUGAAGUUGAGCCCACAGUCAGUGUGGUCCAAGAAGGCCGCGGCUGUAACUCCAGCUAUAUCCAGAAUCCAUACGACCUACCUAGGAACAGCCAUAUUCCUGGUCAUUAUGACCUCCUCCCAGUAAGAGAGAGCCCUGCCAAUGGGCCGUCCCAGGACAAGCAGUCUUAA